This is a messenger RNA of Oxyura jamaicensis (ruddy duck), 3612 nucleotides long. It is a transcript of the gene RRAGD, whose product is annotated as Ras related GTP binding D. Lineage: Eukaryota; Metazoa; Chordata; Aves; Anseriformes; Anatidae. The coding region runs from base 110 to 1339 and encodes 409 amino acids. Gene Ontology annotation, molecular function: GTP binding; GTPase activity. The transcript is spliced from 8 exons. The record is from RefSeq and is a predicted model, not a curated record. Gene Ontology annotation, cellular component: Gtr1-Gtr2 GTPase complex; nucleus; lysosome. Gene Ontology annotation, biological process: positive regulation of TOR signaling; cellular response to amino acid stimulus; regulation of autophagy.
GCGGGGGCCGGGCACGGGACGGGAGGGGAGCGGCGGCGGCGCCGCACCUGGGUCCCCCCGCCCCGAGGCCGCCCGCAGGCAGAGGGGGAGCGGCGGGAGCGCGGCCGGCAUGAGCCAGGCGCCGAGGAAGCUGCCGGAGGAGGAGGAGGAAGAGGAGGAGGAGGAGGAGGGGGACGAGGAAGAAGAGGAGGAGGAGGAGGAGGAGAUCGCGGGCUUGGCCGGCUACGCCGACGGGGCCGGCUCCUUCUCGGACGGGGACGCGGAGAGCGGCGGCGAUGAGGCGUUUUUGGAUUUCAACGAUCCCUUCAGUACUGAAGUUAAGCCAAGAAUCCUGCUCAUGGGCUUGAGAAGAAGUGGGAAGUCUUCCAUUCAGAAAGUUGUCUUUCACAAAAUGUCACCAAAUGAGACCCUCUUCCUGGAGAGCACAAACAAGAUCUGCAGAGAGGAUGUGUCCAACAGCUCCUUUGUCAACUUUCAGAUAUGGGAUUUUCCUGGGCAAAUUGACUUCUUUGACCCUACAUUUGACUAUGAGAUGAUUUUCAGAGGCACUGGAGCACUGAUAUUUGUUAUUGACUCUCAGGAUGAUUAUAUGGAAGCAUUAGCUCGGCUGCAUCUUACUGUGACCAGAGCCUACAAAGUGAAUCCAGACAUCAACUUUGAAAUCUUUAUCCAUAAAGUGGAUGGUUUAUCUGACGAUCAUAAGAUUGAAACGCAAAGAGAUAUUCACCAGAGGGCAAAUGAUGACCUUGCAGAUGCUGGAUUGGAGAAAAUUCACCUCAGCUUUUAUCUGACAAGCAUAUAUGAUCAUUCUAUAUUUGAAGCGUUUAGCAAAGUGGUACAGAAACUGAUUCCACAGCUCCCAACACUGGAAAAUCUGCUUAACAUCUUUAUUUCAAAUUCUGGGAUCGAAAAAGCAUUUCUAUUUGAUGUAGUCAGUAAGAUCUACAUUGCUACGGAUAGUACUCCAGUGGAUAUGCAAACCUAUGAGCUCUGCUGUGAUAUGAUAGAUGUUGUGAUUGACAUUUCUUGUAUAUAUGGGCUUAAAGAUGAUGGCACUGGAACUCCUUAUGACAAAGAAUCAAUGGCAAUCAUAAAACUGAACAAUACAACUGUCCUUUAUUUAAAAGAGGUGACAAAAUUCCUUGCUCUUGUUUGCUUUGUCAGAGAAGAAAGCUUUGAGAGAAAAGGAUUAAUAGACUAUAAUUUCCAUUGUUUUCGGAAAGCCAUACAAGAAGUAUUUGAAGUAAGAAUGAAAGUAGUAAGAUCUCGAAAACAUCAAAGCCACAUGCAAAAAAACAAGAGACCCACUCCCAAUGGGACACCAAGAAUGCCACUGUAACUGAGGUGUCGUAGACUGUGGCGAGCAAAAUUUUCAUGAAGUUGAUGUGACUUCUGCAUCUCAUUGCACUGAGUGAAGAGGAAAACCAGUGGGACUGAUGUAUUAUAUGAAUUUUCCCUGAAUGUUCAGAAAGCACUGUUUAAAUAUUUUUAUCCAAUCAGUUUUUUUUUAAAUAUAGUGAGCACUUUGAGCAAAAUGUUGUAUAUAUAAGCAUUGAGGUGAACACUUGUAAGAAUUUUCUUAAUAUAUGCUGUAAACCUUUUUCAUGCCAUAUUAAGAAAAAACAGCUGUGACAGAAAUACUGGGUACAUAAUUUGCACUUUUUCAUGUUUUCCUUGUGGAGUUGGACUUUGAUAAACUUAGUUUUUAUGGUGAUUUUGAUGCAUGGUGUCAGGUAAAGUGUAUGCUGUAGUUUAUUUACCUGCUACAAUCAAAUUGGUUAGUAAACAAUUAAGAAAACUUGGUACAAUGCCUUUUAAAAUUUGUGACAGCUAAUACCUAACAUUCAUACAGAUCUAAUUUCAUAUAUUUUUUGAUUUGUAAUCUGAAGAAUAAUUUUCAAGUAUUACAGCAAUAAGUACCUGACCAGGAGUCGUAACUGGUAGGUAAAUAUUAGCUUUUAUAAAACAGGUUUUUGGCCAAAUUUCAUCUAGAGUUCUCCAUAACACUGGUAAUGCCCUCUGGGUCUAUUUAUAUUAUUUACCUCAGCAUAUACCAGUUAAAUACCUUUCUAUAAAGACAAUUGUUUUGUAAAAUGGCUCUAUGUCGCACUGGUAUUUUUAUAAGGCUUUGGAGGAGGGUGGUGUAUCUGAAAGGUUGAGUUUACGUUACUAAAUUUGUUUUGAGAGCCUGCACAUCUGCAGUUGGUGCAGCGAAGAAUCUGUGUGUAUUUCCUUUCCACCCUGCUGUUCAGUUCCUCGUCAGAAGAACAACUUUUUUUAUUCCCAGUCCCACUGCAAACCAAUUGCAUAAGUGUUCCAGAGGUGUUGCUCUUGGGAGUGGGAAGAGCCUGACUUGCAUGGAAGGCAGCUUGCAGUACACCAGGAAUGGGUUUAUGUGAGAUGAAGAACACCUACCAGCGUGCAUCAUUUGUUGGAUGAGACAUUUAAAAAAAAAAAGUGACUUAUAACUGGCUACGGUAUGAAUGCUAUCUAAAGAAUGUAGUUUUCUUGUGUUUGCCCUGAGAUCUAUAUAAUCAUGCAUACCCUUGUAUUUAGAGAGACUAUCAAUGUAAUUAAGCCUUUCAUUUACCAUUAAGUUCCCUGAAGAAUUUGACAUUGACUACAUUGUAUAACAUAGGGAAGGUGACUUUAGCUAAUACAAAUCUUCUAAUUGGAUGUUAUCAGAGUAAGAAUAAUUUUCUUCAGAUUUAUGUUUCAAGCACAUUCAAUUGCAAAGUGGAAGGAAUGUUAAAAUGCAUUAGUUUUACUCUAAUUUUGGUGUUUUUCAGUUUAGGCAAUGACUUGUUUCACUUUUGAGUAAUUUUCUAUUUAGUGACUCAGAUUUUCAUGUACUAGCUAAAGUGAUUGAGCACUGAGGCAUGCAAGGGUUUGUUUUGUUUGUCUUUAAAGAACUUUUUUUCAUUCUCUUCCUCUUUCUUUCUAAAUUUUAUUGAGGUUUCAGUUUUCCUUUUAAAGGAAUGAAAUACCCCAUAUGCUAUAAGAGCUAAUUUCUGACAAAUCGAUGUAGAGAGACCUUUUUUAUUCAUGCAAGAAGUAAGCAGUUCCUGAGUAGUGUGAUACUUACAAAAUAUGUGAGCUGUGAGUCUCUGUUUUUGAGUGUCAUCAGAGUUGCCUAAAGACUGGGGGGGGGCAUUGCUGAACUAGCCAUGUUUCUUUGAAAGGCUUUUUUAGAAUAAGCCCAAACCAAUUUAGUAUCUCACAAACACUUUGAAGUCAGGGGCUGGAUAACUUGAUUCUAGCAAAAGAUAACUAGCAUUGAUUCAAACAACAUGUAGUUGAGGAAAUCUCUAAGUAUUUCUAUAGGCAGCAGCCCUGAGUACUUAAUGACAUGGGUUCUCUGGAGAGUUAAAAUGCAUCCCAGAACGUGCAGUGGGAAGUGGUUAUUUAAAAUGCUGCGGAACUGGAGCGUCUUUUUAAAAUUCUAUGGAUAUAAACUUACUGUGCAUUAGCAUGGAAGUGUAAUCAACAGGAGAGAACUACUCUGAUAAAGCAGAAUUCAAGUGCAUCAUUUCAGAUCUCAUGUUUUGUGAUUGAACUUCUUUUUUCCUUAUUAAAACUGAAAUUCUGUGUUUUCUUGCAUGUGAAACUGCA